This is a messenger RNA of Effrenium voratum, 1515 nucleotides long. NCBI's taxonomy places the organism in Eukaryota, Dinophyceae, Suessiales, Symbiodiniaceae. The record is from the annotation of a GenBank genome assembly.
AUGGGGCAAGCUGACCCGACCCUCGCCAAAGAUGGAGCCGACGCCAAAGCGGUGAUCCAGGAUGCGGUCGUCGAUGUCAGCAUCCUGGAUGUCAUGGCCAACAAUCUCGGCCUUGUUGCUGCGUUUGUUGCCGCCAUGUAUAUCGUCGCGGGCGUCUGUGCCGUUCGGGAAAUCAUGAAUUCCCGGACCUCGCAGGGUUCGGUUGCCUGGUUGCUGUCGCUGUUCUUCCUGCCUUAUCUCACCGUUCCGCUUUAUUUCGUGUUCGGCUGGAAGUCAUUUGCCGACUAUGCCCGGAUACAAACACUGCUCGGCCGGGCAGAACGGGCGAGACGCGCUGACGAACUCGGGUUGACCGAUCACGAAGAAACACGCGACUGGCCGGUCCUCACAAGAGUUGCCGGCGUGCCGUUUCUGGCCGGCAAUACUGCUGAUCUUCUGAUUGAUGGCGAUGCGACGUUCACUGCGAUCAAGGAUGCGAUUGCACGCGCCGAACAAGUCAUAUUUUUCCAGUUUUUCGCGAUUGAAGACGAUGGCCUCGGGCGCGAAAUGGCCGAUGCACUGAUCGCAAGGGCGCAAGACGGACUGAAGGUCUAUCUUCUUUACGACGACGUGGGAAGCCACGCCCUUUCAAGAGACUUUCUCUCCAAGCUCAAGAAUGCAGGCGUCGAAGUGUGCGGCUUCAACGAGAAUCACAAGUUUCUGCGUCUCUUUGGGCCGAUGCGUCUGAAUUACAGGAACCAUCGGAAACUGGUCGUAACCGAUUUCCGUGAAGCCUUCGUCGGCGGACACAAUGUUGCCGAUCAAUAUGUGGGACGCAACAAAUGGUUCGGUCACUGGCGCGACACUCACGUCAAGGUGGAGGGCCCGGCAGCCGUUGCGUGUGCGCUUUCCUUUGUCGAGGACUGGCUUUGGGCAAGCGGCGAGCGGAUCGAGCUGCCGCAGGUCCGGGAUAUUCCCAUGCCGGGAGACGAGGCCGUUCUGGUCAUGCCGACCGGGCCAGCAGACAAACUGGAAGAAUGUGCCCUGGCCUUUGUUGAGGCAGCCGCCAGAGCCAAGGAACGCCUUUGGAUCACGACACCCUACCUCGUGCCGUCUCUGGACGUACAGACAGCACUGGCGGCGGCCGCGAUGCGCGGUGUCGAUGUGCGUAUCUUGCUCCCGGAAAAACGGGACCACUGGACCGUCUGGCUGGCGAGCCACGCCUAUGAGGACACGCUCGUACAGCGAGGGGUAAAGGUCUACCGCUACACGGAUGGAUUUCUGCAUCAGAAAGUUACGCUGAUGGACAAUGAUCUUGUAUCGAUCGGGACAGUGAAUUUCGACAACAGAUCAUUUCAGAUCAAUUUCGAACUCACGCUGUGGUUUACGCACGAACGUAUGAUCGGGAACGUUGAAACGAUGCUCGAGACCGAUUUCCAAAGUUCGAAACUGACCUGGCCCGACGCUUUCCGCUCAAGAAGCUACGCUUUUCGCGUCUUUGCCCAGGGUGCGCGCCUGCUGUCACCGAUCCUUUAA